This is a messenger RNA of Haliotis rufescens (red abalone), 1380 nucleotides long. RefSeq names its product cold-shock protein CS120-like. Bases 1 to 1380 code for a protein of 459 amino acids. The record is from RefSeq and is a predicted model, not a curated record. The transcript has a single exon. NCBI's taxonomy places the organism in Eukaryota, Metazoa, Mollusca, Gastropoda, Lepetellida, Haliotidae.
AUGUACCGGAACAUGGAGUCACUAUGUACCGGAACAUGGAGUCACUAUGUACCGGAACAUGGAGUCACUAUGUACCGGAACACGGAGUCACUAUGUACCGGAACAUGGAGUCACUAUGUACCGGAACAUGGAGUCACUAUGUACCGGAACAUGGAGUCACUAUGUACCGUAACAUGGAGUCACUAUGUACCGGAACAUGGAGUCAUUAUGUACCGGAACACGGAGUCACUAUGUACCGGGACUCGGAGUCACUAUGUACCGAACAUGGAGUCACUAUGUACCGGAACACGGAAUCACUAUGUACCGGAACAUGGAGUCACUAUGUACCGGAACACGGAAUCACUAUGUACCGGAACACGGAAUCACUAUGUACCGGAACAUGGAGUCACUAUGUACCGGAACACGAAGUCACUAUGUACCGGAACAUGGAGUCACUAUGUACCGGAACGUGGAGUCACUAUGUACCGGAACAUGGAGUUACUAUGUACCGGAACGUGGAGUCACUAUGUACCGGAACGUGGAGUCACUAUGUACCGGAACAUGGAGUCACUAUGUACCGGAACAUGGAGUCACUAUGUACCGGAACAUGGAGUCACUAUGUACCGUAACAUGGAGUCACUAUGUACCGGAACAUGGAGUCACUAUGUACCGGAACAUGGAGUCAUUAUGUACCGGAACACGGAGUCACUAUGUACCGGGACUCGGAGUCACUAUGUACCGAACACGGAGUCACUAUGUACCGGAACACGGAAUCACUAUGUACCGGAACAUGGAGUCACUAUGUACCGGAACAUGGAGUCACUAUGUACCGGAACACGGAAUCACUAUGUACCGGAACACGGAGUCACUAUGUACCGGAACAUGGAGUCACUAUGUACCGGAACACGAAGUCACUAUGUACCGGAACAUGGAGUCACUAUGUACCGGAACGUGGAGUCACUAUGUACCGGAACAUGGAGUCACUAUGUACCGGAACGUGGAGUCACUAUGUACCGGAACGUGGAGUCACUAUGUACCGGAACAUGGAGUCACUAUGUACCGGAACAUGGUGUCAUUAUGUACCGGAUCACGGAGUCACUAUGUACUGGAACACGGAGUCACUAUGUACCGGAAAACGGAGUCACUAUGUACUCGAACAUGGAGCCACUAUGUACCGGAACAUGGAGUCACUACGUACCGGAACAUGGAGUCACUAUGUACCGGAACAUGGAGUCACAAUGUACCGGAACACGGAGUCACUAUGUACCGGAACACGGAGUCACUAUGUACCGGAACAUGAAGUCACUAUGUACCGGAACACGGAGUCACUAUGUACCGUAUGUACUGUAUUCUAACUGUCACGACGGUCUCCCUACAGCUGUGACUGUCUUGUGUCUGUAG